ACCAUAUUGCACGCGUGUGUACCAUACACAGUAAAACAUAAAUACAGCAGCAGCAUUUCACACAUAUUUAACCGGGGAACUUUAGCGCGGCUGUUGGAAAUUAGCCGUAAUUGUACCGGGAUCUAUGUACUGUAGUACUGCAGUAGUACUACUACUUCCUCUACUACGCAGUAUUUGCAUGUACUGCGCUGUCUCUGUCCCUGUCCUCAGUGAGCGUGGUUACAGUUCAUCCGUGAAGUAGAGCUGAACGGCCAGAUUCUUUUCACUCCCAUGCCACCCAAGAGAGACGCGGGGACGACUCCAACACAGCCGCCUGUCAAGAUGAUAAAAAUCGGCACUGACUCACAGGAGUUUGGCUGUGAUCCAGUGGAGGAUAAGUACAGGUUGGCCGAGGAGUCCAGCUACUCCCCCUUUCCCAACAAUGAGCAUGAAACCAUUGAAUUUGAUGAAGAAAACAUUCCAAGCCCAGACAUCAGAACAGACACCAUCAGCCUCCUCAUGAAAAUUGAGCAACUGCAGGCACAACUCAAGUAUGAACGCAGAUGUAGAAUUCUGGCCGAGAGAGAACUGAGGGAGUUGAAAGAGAUGAACACUCUCAUGAUGCAGAUGAGGCACACAGCACAUGAACUGCGAGUCACUCUGGAUCACGUUCUCCAAGGAGGCGAGGUGUCAGCAGCGCCGCAGACCUCUCAAGAUGAAACCGUCUCUUUCCUGGCUGAGUCUGGGGAAGAGAUGAGAGAGGACUUUAAUAUCCCAGAGGAAGAUGACAACUUCUUGUAUCUCACUGAGCAUCUUCGAGUACCAAAAAAUCUUUAUGUGCGCAUCGCCGAGAUUGCAGACUACAAAAAGUACACGUCGGCUCUGCUGAUGAUACUUUUUGACAGAGAAACAUUAGCCACACACUCUCUGCAGGGCCGGAGGAACACCUUUAGUGGAGAAGACUGCCACAAGCCUCAACUCCCCCCUGAGAUCUUGAGAAGUCUAAUUGGUCAUGUGGCAGUCAAGUUCGGCAUUGAAAGCAGCCAAAUAAAAGUUGCGAUCCGUACAAAGUUGAAUAAUGAGGACAAGCUAUUAAAGAAGAGACUGGGUAUGGGUAAAGCUGAAAACAAAGCUAUUAUGGAUCAAAGCCUUUGCCAAGAUGCUUCACUCCUGCCUGAAAAUGGAGCAAUGGAAAAUGAUUCUCAGUUAUAAUCUUGAGUCUGCCUUCAUCUGUUGGUCACCCGUUUUUCAUUAUCUGAUAGAGAUGUGUGACAGGUUGCCUUUUUAAUCUACCUGUAGUUUAUUCAGUGUUGAAAUCUAGUGCUUGAAUUUAGCUGUUUUUUCAACACUUUUUAGAAUUUUUCUUUUUCUUUUUUACAGCUGUUGUCUGUCGUGUGAUCCAAAAGUGUAACGUUUAAUCUGGUGACCCAACCAAUACAUUGGACAGCACUCUAAAACGUUGCGUGUAAUCGUCGGUGGUAAAAACGACCAAGUGUUCUUAUUUAAUUUAAGGUAGUAAGUGGCUGUGUCUAAGUCUUCUGUGAAGUUGGCCUUUGUCAAACAUUUAUACUGAUUUAACUUUCCAAUCAGUUGGCCUUUGUGUGUUUUUAAAACUAGGACAUUUAAAAAAUAUUGGGUGCUAUUUGUACCCUGUUCAUAACAAACGGUACACCAAGUGAUACUGUGCUUCUAGAAUAGUUUUUUUUGCAGUUGCAAUAUAUGCUGUAAAUUAUAUUUAAUCUUCAAAAAAAAAAUCUAUCACUUGUCUGUUUGUUGACUAAGUACGGGACAAUAAACUUUUGGAAGCGAUA
Messenger RNA from Anarrhichthys ocellatus (wolf-eel), 1790 nucleotides. RefSeq lists its product as uncharacterized. Gene Ontology annotation, cellular component: nucleus. Lineage: Eukaryota; Metazoa; Chordata; Actinopteri; Perciformes; Anarhichadidae. The record is from RefSeq and is a predicted model, not a curated record. Gene Ontology annotation, biological process: negative regulation of Notch signaling pathway; positive regulation of neuron differentiation. The transcript is spliced from 6 exons. Bases 271 to 1191 code for a protein of 306 amino acids. Gene Ontology annotation, molecular function: transcription corepressor activity; DNA binding.